CACCAACAUUCAUUCAUCUUCUCUCUCAAAAAAGUAGAGUGUUUCAUUCUUUCUUUCUUUCUCUCUAAAGUUUCUCAGAGUUUGAAAAACGAUUCCAUUUAUAAACUUCUGCCUAGUAUCAUAAACUUGAUUUUUGUAUUUAUUUACAAAUUUGCGCAAGCAUUAUGCAAGUUAUGGUAAUUUCGACAGAGCAUGCCAAUAACGACGACAACAACAACAACCUAUGAAAAAACCAAACACAUUGUUGUCACUGUUGUUCUGGUUUCAAAUUCUCUACAUAAGCCUCUCCUUAAAAUGAAGUUGAGAUACGGAAGAGACGUCAAGAGGAGACAAACCUGAACAACAACAAGAACAACUUUUGCAGUUUGCGAAGAGGAGUAAAGAUGUUUGAAUGCAUAAGAUGUAGUAAUAGGAAGCAGACGGCGGAAGAUAAGGAGGAUGAAGAGGUCGGUCAGAGUAAAGAAGCCGUCAAAAGCCUGACUGCGCAGAUAAAAGAUAUAGUACUCAAGUUUACAGGUGCUUCCUGCAAACGAUCCAGCUCCUACAGAAAAGGACUGAGAUCUUCUCCAAACUCGGUAGAGAACUCAGAAAGGGUUCAAUAUCCUUAUAUGGGAGGUGCAACCUCAGGUUCUACUCCUCCUUGGGAGUUACGUGGAAACUACAGGAAUGGCAACCAAACUCCUAGAGUGCAAGAGCCGGUUGUGGCAGAACCUGAAGCAGUGGUGGAGGAAGAGAUUGGAAACAAAGUUUGGGUGGCACAGGUGGAGCCGGGGGUUGAUGUUACCUUUCUGUCUCUUCCUGAUGGUGGAAAUGAUCUCAGAAGAAUUCGAUUCAACCGAGAAAUGUUUGAUAAAUGGCAAGCUCAAGUAUGGUGGGGAGAGAAUUAUGACAGAAUCAGGGAGCUAUAUAAUGUCCAGAGAUUUAAUCGUCAAGCUCUCAACACUCCUCCACCGUCCGAGGAUGAGCAGAGAGAUUCUUCUGACCCAAGGCAUCACCAAACUGCAAGAGAUAGCCCUGUGGCUGCAUGGUUGAACAAUGAUUCAAUGCUGAGGAAUCAGAAUUAUAGUCCUUCGGAUUACACUAUGGGUCAAGGAAGCAGUAGCAACCAAGAAAUGCAUGCAACAGGGUCAUCCAUGGAAGCAUCAAGAGCCUCUUCUAAAGAUGAGCUGGUUUUCAGCAAUGCAGUUGGAGUUGAGUCCGAAUGGAUUGAGCAAGUUGAGUCUGGUGUGUUUGUUACUAUCAGGCGGUUACCUGAUGGAAACAAGGAGCUUCGCCGUAUCAGAUUCAGCCGACAGAGGUUUGGAGAUGAAGAUGCAAGGAAAUGGUGGGAAGAGAACAGAGAAAGAGUUCAAGUUCAAUACAUAUGAAGUUUCUAUAGCAUGCUGAUGAAAAAAGUGAAUUAUGUCUCUAGUUGAUUGGAAUCACCAAUUUUUUAUUUUAUGAAUUGGUGAAUAAGGUUUCAUAGCUUAAUAAGUUAUUGAGUUUAAUUUGUUUA
Molecule: messenger RNA, 1495 nt
Organism: Lathyrus oleraceus (garden pea)
Lineage: Eukaryota; Viridiplantae; Streptophyta; Magnoliopsida; Fabales; Fabaceae
Product: protein Brevis radix-like 1
Exons: 6
Coding region: 384-1367 (327 amino acids)
Source: RefSeq, a predicted model, not a curated record